Molecule: messenger RNA, 1855 nt
Organism: Drosophila willistoni
Lineage: Eukaryota; Metazoa; Arthropoda; Insecta; Diptera; Drosophilidae
Exons: 6
Coding region: 29-1855 (608 amino acids)
Cellular component (GO): mitochondrion
Source: RefSeq, a predicted model, not a curated record
GUGCUGGAACUCUGUGUGAUUGCUGUGGAUGAUUUUGCUGUUGUUUUGCUUUGAGAGAAAACUCACCAUUGAUCAAUUUUUGCAACUGCAAGAGCGGAUACGUAACUUCGAGGGCAUGCUUGGCGGCGGCAGCGGGGAGCGUUUAUGCACGCCAAGCACUUCGGCCGGUCCGUUUCGCAUAUUCUCCGUGGCCGGUUUUCAGAAUCGUACCAAUGACAUUGUCUAUUGUCCGCCAAUUGUGCGGCAACAGUCGCAACAUGUCGAGGAUUCGACAGCCAUUAUAUAUUUUGGUGGCGAUGUCCAAGACUUUCCGGAGAGCAUGGAAACGAAUCGUGAUAGUCGCGGCUAUAUGAAAUAUAAUUUAGAAAAUUCAGCCAUAUUGCUGCGUGAGGCGUUUCCACGUUCCCACAUAAUUGUCAUAAGGCCUGUAAGAAUGGAAUUCAAGACAUUUAGCUGCUUUGAUAAUUUUGUACGGGGCAAUAAUGCGGGUGUGCCAGAUCAUACGCCAAUGAAUCAUGCCCUGCAACAUUUGGAAAAAUUACUUCAGAAUUUGUCGCAACGUUUGAUCUCAAUACCAGAGAAUGAGAUAUUGGAUCAGGCAGCUCAGGCGGCAGCUGCAGCGGCUGCUGUGGCUGCUGCUGCUGCCGCUGCUGCUCUAACGCUUUCCAAUGCCACCUCAGUUAACACAGACUCGACGUCGGCCAGCUUAACGGCAGCGUCAUCGCAAGCGGCCAAUGAUAAUAGCCAGGAAAUGGAUAUUGAUAUCCUGCAGGUACAGGAAAAUGUUACAGUAGAUGCAGACGGUGCUGUCAUAUUUCCAAUUGUAUCGGCCGAUGCAACAACAACAACAACAGCAGUAGCAGCAGCAGCAGCAACAACAACAGCAGUUGCAGUGGAAUCAAUAGCAAAUAAUGUUAAUGCCAGCUCAGGCAAUGGAAAUGAUGUGAAUGUAACCACCAAUAACCACCAGGAGGCCAACAACCAACAGCAGCAACCAACGGCAAUCAAAGCAACGCCAAAUCCAACACCGACACCAACAACAGCAACAGUCACCAAUAAUGUGGAGCAUCAUUACAAUAAUGGCAGCAGCAACAGGAUCAACAAUGAAUGUGCUUCUGCUGUUCCUGUUCUGUCCACAUUGCCAGCAGCUGCAGCAACCACAGCAGCAGCCGCCGCCGUCGCCGCACAAACUCCUCGACAAGCCACAUCCGAUAGCAAUCCAUUGUGGUGGCGAGAGAACUUGAAUUUGGAUAAAUCAAAGCUGGUGCUUAUUGGAUUUAGCAAAGGCUGCGUCGUGCUCAAUCAAUUUAUUUACGAGUUUCAUUAUCUAAAAACUCUGACGCCCGAUGAUAGUAGCAUGUGUCGACUGCUCUCACGCAUAACAGAUAUGUAUUGGCUGGAUGGCGGACAUGGGGGACAGAAGAAUACAUGGAUCACAUCGCGAAGUCUGCUGGAGACACUAACUCGCAUGGGUAUGAAUAUACAUGUGCAUCUAACGCCGUAUCAAGUGCAAGAUGAUCGAAGACCGUGGAUACGUAAGGAGGAGAAACUUUUUACUGAAAUGUUGCGACGUUUGAAUGCGCCGAUUACACGGCAUUUACACUAUGACAAUCAGCCGGCAAAUCUGAUGACACAUUUUGAAGUAUUACAGGCAUUUUGUCAGCAUGUGCUUAAUCAACAGCAACUCCAGCAACAUCAACAACAGCAGCAACAGCAGCAACAACAACAACAACAACAGCAAACACAACAGACAGUCGGAAUAAAUGAGCAGAAUGCAACAGCGGCAGCCGCUUCAAUUGUUGCUAUUAACAAUGGUAGCAAUAAUUUACUCGAUACCAGCGAGGAGGCAAAGUGA